UACUAUCCCGUGCAACACAAUAACAAUUGCACAGAGCGUCGAAAACGUUGUGUUUGUUCGCUCGUUUUGCGCGUCAACCGUGACGGAUAGAAACGACAUUGGUAACGUUUGAGUUUUCACCGUUCUUUAACUCUAGGUAUCUUGAUUGUUCAAUCAAGAUUGUUCGAAGGUAUUUUUUUUUUUCAUUUUCCAUUUGACGUGGUUUCGCGGUUUGGAAUCUGGUUCUUCCCACGAAUGAGAUCGUAAAACCAUGGACCCAGCGAUAGUGUACGAAGAAAUACGUUCGAUGCAACGUAAAAUGGACAUCAUGGAUAAGAAAAUGGACAAAGUCGACCGUCAAAGGGUCGAAACCAGUGGUCAAAUGAACGCGAUCGCUAUCAUGCUGAGAACGAUAGACGACACCUUGCGGAAAUCCGCGAACUCUAUAAGCCUCAUCGUUCGGAUGGUGUCCGGUAUGAUAGAUUUGUCAUCUUCUGAUUUAGGCAAACUACUUCUUGAAAACAAUGCUCUUUUAGGACAUGUGCAACUGAACCCGGAUUGGAAUUCUGAACUUAGCCCUUUUGCCGGUUACCCACCUAUGCAUGCGUUGAAAUUAAUGCUUACAGAACUAAUUCAAAUAAUAGAUAAGCACAGACUGGACAAUUUCAAAAUUCCAAGUGAAAUAGUUCCAAUCACUGCACCAUCAGUUUCUUGUAUAACAAAAAAUACUAUUGUAUCAUCUCAAAAUGAGAGUUCUACAGUUUUACCAGUUAUGACUGAGGAAACCAGUAUGUUAUCCAAUACAUCAUCUCAAAACAAUAAUUCUGAAGUUCUACCUAUUAUUUCUCAAGAAUCUAAUAUGGUAUCACCCUCUUCAAAUAUAACACCUUUACACAACAGCAUUAUUUCUAAUUUAAAAAACAAAAAUGAAGAAGAUGAAGGAGCUCUUCGAAGAAAAUAUAAAAAUAAAUAUAGAUACUUAAAUGUUAGUAAAGCUCUAAGCACUGAACCAAAGAAACACAUAAUAUGUAGAGACAGUAGUUAUAUACCAGAGCCUUAUCGAAAUCCAAUAUUUGAUAAUGUUAAGGCUGUAAAAAUAACAAAUUAUCGAACCAAUAAAAGUGUCAUCAAACCAUUGAGUUUCAUUCAUCCACGUGUUGUUAUUAAUUCAAUUGAUGUUGCUAAUUGUGCUGCCAUUGCUCCUAGAAUUAAAAAUGAUAAUGAAAAUCCUCUUCAAAGUAGAAAUCCAUUAAAUAAUCGUUCUGCCAGUCACAAUGAAAGUAAAGCUCUAAAUAAAAGAAAGAAUCUAAGAAGAGACACCAAAAUUACCAAAAAAAAAAAUAUCAAAUUUAAAAAACAAGUUAUGAAAACCAACAGAAAAUCAUUAAGAAUAGCCAUCAAAAAAAAGAAAUCAACCUCAAAAGACAAAGACCACAUAAAAAAUUAUUACAAUAAAAGUGUAUGAUUUUUCUGAU
Messenger RNA from Sipha flava (yellow sugarcane aphid), 1454 nucleotides. RefSeq names its product metabotropic glutamate receptor-like protein P. The transcript has 4 exons. The coding region runs from base 251 to 1444 and encodes 397 amino acids. The record is from RefSeq and is a predicted model, not a curated record. NCBI's taxonomy places the organism in Eukaryota, Metazoa, Arthropoda, Insecta, Hemiptera, Aphididae.